UUAUUUAUAAUUCCCAGCAUUCUGGGAAUUGAAAAAAAAACUAUCUAGGACAUCUUUCCCAAUAUAGCAUCUACUACAGCAAAAUUUCUUGCUGGAAAAAACUGACUACUUGACCACCAGAUUCAGAGAUUCAUUGCUGUCUUGAGCAUUUAACAGAAGUGACUUUUACAUGCGAUAAUGUGAGAAUCAAUUAUAUAGGAGAAGUAAUCCCUUCAUGAAAAACCUACAGCUAAACAUGAAUAAGCAACGAAAUGAAAAUUAGGAAAUGAGGAGCGUCUGGCAAAUAACAACUCCUAAACCUGUCUCUGAGACAGGCACACCCUGAUUUACACAAUACAUCCAUGAGACAGUAUUAUUUAAAGCAGAACAGUAUGAAGGAUUCCUGUGAAGAUGGAUGUAGGAUUUUAUCUUCUAAGUUUGUCUUUAAUGCAAUGCUUCUAUUUCAACAUGCAGGCAACAGUAAAUGUCCAACUUAGAGAUCAUGGCUAUGAAAACAUACUUAUAGCUAUUAAUGCACAUGUUCCAGAGGAUCCGCAGAUCAUCACUAAUCUCAAGAAUAUGGUAACAGAGGCAUCAUAUCACCUAUUUAAUGCAACAAAAAGAAGAUUCUUUUACAGAGAAGUGAAGAUUCUUAUACCAGCCAGCUGGAAAUCAUACAGCUUAAAAAAGCCAAGACAUGAAGCAUAUCAGAUGGCAAGUGUGAUAGUCAGCAACCCAAAUACAUAUUAUGGAAAUGAUCCAUAUACAUUACAUUAUGAAGGAUGUGAAAAAGAAGGAAGAUACAUACAUUUUACUCCUGAAUUCUUAAGUGAUGAUAAUCUUAUUUUGAUUUAUGGUCUGCGUGAGAAAGUAUUUGUCCAUGAAUGGGCUCACUUCCGAUGGGGAGUAUUUGAUGAAUACAGCUAUGAAGAACCAUUUUAUGUUUCAGUUGAUGGUAAAAUGAAAGCUACAAGAUGUUCCUCAGAUAUAGAUGGCAUGUACAUUUGUAAGAAAAAGUCCUGCUCAGAUGGAGAUUGCAUAAUUGACCGUCAGACUGGGAAUUUAGACGAGGGAUGCCUGUUUUUAGCUAACAGUACCCAGAAUGCAAAAUCAUCCAUAAUGUAUAUGCAAGCACUGUCUUCGGUUGCAGAAUUUUGUUAUGACCAUGACCAUGAAAAGGAAGCUCCAAAUAUGCAGAACAAAAUGUGCAGUUAUCGCAGCACUUGGGAUGUUAUUGGUAGUUCUUAUGACUAUAAAUCCACCUUGCCAAUGUCAGGAACUGAGCUCCCAUCCCCACCAUCCUUUUUACUCAUGCAGAUCAGGGAAAGGGUUGUGUGCCUAGUUUUGGAUGUCUCUGAAAAUAUGGCAAAGAGUGAACGACUUCACAAAUUGCGCCGUGCAGCAGCCAUCUUCAUACAGCGGAUAGUCGAUGAAGGCGCAUACAUUGGCAUUGUUACAUUCAAUGAAACAGCAGAAGUGAAAAAUCAACUGCUUCAUAUAGUCAGUGAUGAGGCACGAGAAAAUUUAACUUCAAAUCUUCCAGUUACAUCUGGUGGAGGAGUGUCCAUUUGUAGCGGAAUCACAUCUGGCCUGCAGAAAGCCUUUGCAAUUGAAGAACGUCUGUCCUUGCGCUGGAGUUUAACCAGUGAUCAAAGGUCUGAAAUUAUCUUGGCUGUCAGUGGAAAUGAUAGGAAUAUACAUAAAUGUAUAUCUGAAGUGGCACUGAGUGGCUCAGUUAUUCAUACCAUUGCUAUUGGACUCGGCGCUGAUCCGGAGUUGGAACGGUUUGCUGAAGUAACAGGGGGGUUAACUUUCUAUGCUUCAGAUGCAAAAGACUCAGACAGUUUAAUUAGAGCUUUUAUGGAAAUAUCUCCUAAAUAUGAAAAUAUUGAAGAGCAAUUUGUGGUGAUAAAAAGCAUUUGGAAGCUUAUCAAGACCGGUAGUAUUUUAUUUGGGUCUGUGUUUAUAGACAGCGGUGUGGGGAAUGACACUACAUUCAUUAUAACCUGGCAGGCCCCAGACCCACCUGAUGUUGUCAUUGAGAACUCCAUUGGAUACAAAUAUACAAAUCUUGAGCAUGAUAAUACCUCACAAGUCUCCUAUUUAAAAAUUCCAGGAACUGCUCAGAGCGGCACUUGGCUAUAUAAAAUAAAAAACACCUUAAAUGACAGUCAAGCGCUUGGUGUUCUAGUUACCUCAAGGCCAUCAUCUGAAGUCAUACCUUUUGUACAUGUUACUGCUGGAAAAAUCAACAAUACAACCACUUCGCCACAUCCAGUUACAUUAUUUGCAGAGGUUAAACACGGAUUUGCAGCUGUGCUGGGAUCGAAUGUUACUGCUGUCAUUGAGCCGGAAACUGGAGAUCCUCUGAGUUUAACACUCAUUGAUGAUGGAGCAGGUGCUGAUGUUAUUAAGGGUGAUGGUGUCUACUCUGUCUAUUUAUUUCGCUUCACUAAUAACGGUAGACAUACAAUGAAAUUUUUUGCUGAGUGGACAAACACUACCUCUCUGAAACCUCCUCAGAGCAACCCAGCACUAUAUGUUCCUGGUUACAUCAAAAAUGGCACCAUCAAUAUGAAUCCUCCUCGACCAGUUUAUAAAGAUAAAAGCACAAAUGAAAUGUUCAGCAGAGUCCUCUUUCUGGGUAGUUUCAAAGUUACAAAUCUCUCUCACAACUCAUUGGAUGAGGAUGGUUUCCCUCCAUGUAAAAUAAAUGACCUAGAAGCAAAAAUGGAAAAUGAACAUGUAGUAUUGUUUUGGACAGCACCGGGUGAUGACUAUGACCAGGGAGCUGUUUCAGAUUAUGACAUUCGAAUAAACUUCAAUCCAUUCAUUUUAAGGCAACACUUUUCCAGAGCUCCGGCCAUCAAUGCUUCCUACAUCAAACCAAAGAAUGCAGGCAGCAGGGAGACCUUCAUAUUUCGGUUGGAAAACAGCACUGCAGGCCAGGGCAUCAUCACCUAUAUUGCAAUCUGCUCUAUUGAUAAAAAAGGACAAAAGUCACAGAUUUCUAAUUUGGUUCAUGUGACCAGUCCCAGGGUUCAGGAGGAAGACUCUAGCCAUGCUUACACCACAACUGUUGAACAGGGCAGUGCCACCACUGUACUGAUAGCUGCUGUAUUUGUGUGCCUGUGUUUUGCCAUAGCAGCUGGUGUCUAUGGCUGGAGGAAAUUUCCAUUUUAUAAAAUAACUAAUCAGACAACUGAUAAUGGGUCGUUGUUAAAAAACAGAACUAGACAAAAAGCCCAAAAUAACAGAAAGUGCCAAAGUGAAGAAAUUUGUCUACAGGUGAUGUCGAAUGAUGAUGUGGAUCUACUUGGAGAACAUAUAGCUGUAUUGGAUGAAAUUAAAAUAGUUUAAAAUAAAAA
Rana temporaria (common frog) is the source of this 3347-nucleotide messenger RNA. Its product is annotated as calcium-activated chloride channel regulator 1-like. Gene Ontology annotation, molecular function: intracellularly calcium-gated chloride channel activity. The record is from RefSeq and is a predicted model, not a curated record. The transcript is spliced from 15 exons. The coding region runs from base 391 to 3339 and encodes 982 amino acids. NCBI's taxonomy places the organism in Eukaryota, Metazoa, Chordata, Amphibia, Anura, Ranidae.